Cyprinus carpio (common carp) is the source of this 1532-nucleotide messenger RNA. RefSeq lists its product as uncharacterized. The record is from RefSeq and is a predicted model, not a curated record. Lineage: Eukaryota; Metazoa; Chordata; Actinopteri; Cypriniformes; Cyprinidae. Gene Ontology annotation, biological process: response to bacterium.
UUGACCAUUUUGUUAAUUAUUUCUGUUUGUUACCAUGUCACUUUUUUGUUUUUAGAUGGAAUAUGUGAAAGUGAGGUUUUUAUUCAUCAACGUCCGUUGCUAGUUGCUGAAUUUGGAAGCAGUGUGAUUUUACCCUGCUCUCACUCAGACGACUUUAUAAACUCUGUUUCAUGGUAUAAACAUUCUUUUGGCAAGAAACCACUUCUCAUAGCAUAUUCAGAACAUGGCUCUGGAAGUAUUACAUAUCAAAAUGGCUUUAACAAUUUAAAUAAAUACCAUAUCAGAACUGGAAAUGGCUCUUUUAAUUUGACUAUCAUACACUUGGAAGAAUAUGAUUUUGCAACCUACUAUUGUGCUGUGAGAUUCUUUAACAUUGUUAAAUUUGGAGAAGGGACGAUUCUUCUACAUAAAGAGAGUGACGGAAUAAGAAGCACCACAGUUAUCCAGCAGCCUGUAUCUGACAGACUUCAUCCAGGAGAUUCAGUGACUCUGCAGUGUUCGGUCAUCAGUCAGAUCUGUGCAGGAGAAUACAGCGUCUACUGGUUUAGACAUUCAUCAGGACAUUCUCAUCCAGGACUCAUUUACACCCGUGAUAACAGGAGUGAUCAGUGUAUGGAGAGAUCAGAGAACGGCUCUUCUGCCCAGAGCUGUGUCUACAGUCUCUCUCAGACUGAACUCAGACCAUCUGAUGCUGGGGUUUAUUACUGUGCUGUUGCCACAUGUGGGAAGAUACACUUUGGAAAUGGAACUAAGUUGAUUAUUGAAGAUCUACAGUUCAUGUGGAACCCAAUUACUUUAGUUCUGGCAACACUGAACAUCAUGACCAUGAUUGUGAUUACAAUUCUGCUGAUAGUGAUUCAAAAGAUCCACAUUAGAGAUACCUUGAAUCAUCCCAGAAAUCAGUGGAAGAAGAUCAUGGAUACUGAUACCUUAAACCAAGAAGAGACACAAGUCCUUUAUACCCAGUCCAUCAAGCUAGUUGACAGUAAUGAUGGCUGAAAACAUUAUCAUUGCAUAGUUGUUGAGGACUGAUGAUUAUGUUAGCGAACAUAAGUUUUUUCUAAUGACUGAAAUGUUUGUAAUAUGCGUACAAGUUCACAUUUUUAUAUUGCUUUGGAUAACAGCAUCUGCUAAAUUAAUUCAUGAAAAUGCUGCAUUAAUGGUUAAGUUCUGUUAUUGUUCUCUUGCUUUUUAAGUAUUUUAUUUAAUGUUCGGACACAAAUGAGACUUGAGAAAUAUUUUAGGAAAAAAAGUCAAAACUGAGAAUGUGGUGGAAGAAACAUAGAAUAUCUCUUUACUGUCUUUCUGUAAUUUCUGUCAAGACUGCAUAAUAGGAAUAUUUUAUGCCUCAGAGUUUGCUCUUUAAACUCAUGAGACUUAGUUGUGAUUCUCAUGUAUUUCUCAUUUUAGUAUCAAUGGUGUCUCAGAUGUUUCUCCUAAAAUUCCUUAGGAUAAAUAAAAGUAGACACAACUGAGACAUGAGAAAUAUCUGAGAGAGAGGAGUACAAAAUGAGAAUGGACUUUGAGAAAUA